GGCCGCCCGGCCCAGCGCUCCUUAGUAUCCCGUCCCGGCACUAACUGCGCGCGCGCACGGGACUCAGGCGCUGCGCGCUCCGGGACAUGGCGGUCCACUUGCUAUGUUUGGUGGCCGCGUUGCCCCUAAUUGGAGUCAACACGCAAGAUGAUUCGUGGUACGCUCAGAGGAACGAAAUAAAUUCAUUACCCGGAUACUAUCCCACGGCGGGAAGUUAUCCAACGAGGAACACAUACCCCCAGUAUCCUGACGCAUCUAGAGAAACUUACCCCCAAUACCCAGAUGCAUCACGGAACUCAUACCCUCAAUACCCGGACACGUCUAGAAACUCGUACCCGGACUCGAGGUUCAACUACGGGGCGUCGCCGUCGCAGCAGCCGGGCCCGCAGCCUCCGGCCGUGCGCGAGCCCUACGGCGCUCACUACGACCCUAUCACCAAGCAGCGCGUCACGCCGCACCCCAACUGCACGGCGCGCGCCUCUUGUCAACCGUUGUGUCUUGCGCAGAAAGGUGCCAAGGGAAAACAAGGUUCUUUCGGUCCGCCGGGACCUACAGGUUUCCCUGGGCACGAGGGACCUGAAGGGCCCCAGGGUCCAAAAGGUCAAAAAGGAGAGAUCGGCUCAGUAGGUCCUCGUGGGCCGAAAGGUGACAGAGGAAAGCCUGGUCAACAGGGUUUCCAAGGGUUUGCGGGACGUCCUGGACUGCAAGGUGAAUCGGGGAGGCCUGGCGACCGGGGCAGAGAUGGUUGCAAUGGUACAGACGGUGACUCGGGUCCUCAAGGCGAGAGGGGAUAUCCAGGACCUCGCGGUUACCCGGGGAGUACAGGACCAAAGGGAGACAAAGGAGAAUCGGCAGCCGUGGGAAGAUACCCGAAGGGUGACAAGGGAGAGCCAGGGUCUCCCGGAGAACAGGGUCCCGUCGGUCCCAUAGGACCCUCAGGAGAACCCGGCCCUCAGGGCGUAAGAGGGCGACCAGGAUACACGGGAUCACCAGGUCAACCUGGUGAAAAAGGUGCUAAGGGUCCGAAAGGUUUAUCGAUCAAAGGUGACAAAGGUGACAGAGGAGAUCAAGGCAAAAAGGGUCAGGCUUGUUCUGAAAAACCUUUACAUGUGGAAGUAGAAAAAGGAGCCAUUCUGGGAACUCAAGGUGACAAAGGAGACAAAGGUUUUAAGGGUGAACCAGGCAUGCAGGGAGAAAAGGGUUAUACGGGAGAAACAGGUGAAUCAGGAUUACCAGGUCUCGUAGGACCGAAAGGAGAAAAGGGUAUUCGUGGGAACACUGGUGAGCGUGGUCGAGUCGGUCAGUUUGGUGCAAGUGGACAGAGAGGACAAAAGGGUGACAGAGGUAACGAAGGCCUGAGAGGUCGUGAUGGCCGACCCGGCCAAAAGGGAGACCCGGGCAAAGACGGUACCCCUGGUUUAAGAGGUCUUACCGGUGUCCCUGGGCCACCGGGUGGCAGCACAGGAUCAGUUGUCGGCCCUCCCGGUCCGAUCGGUCCUCGGGGUAACCCUGGUGGGUCGGGUGCGAGAGGCACAGACGGCAACCCUGGAGAACCAGGCCGCCCGGGCCCCAUGGGCCCACCAGGAGGACAGGGAGUCCCUGGCACACAGGGACGAGAAGGCCCACCUGGAAUGAAAGGCGACAAAGGAGAUACUGGACCCGAAGGAAAACCCGGACCGGCUGGACUUCAAGGGUACAAUGGACAGGAUGGAUACCCAGGCGAAAGAGCAAAGGGUGACAGUGGCCUUUCGAUUCCGGGUGAUCGAGGACUAAGUGGAGAACCAGGAUUACCUGGACAGAAAGGUCAGAAGGGAGACAGAGGCUACCAAGGCUUGAGAGGUGCUCCUGGCAAUUCAACAUUAGGAACCCCGGGUAUGCCUGGUGACGUCGGACCCCGCGGGAAAAAAGGAGACAAAGGAAACCCAGGUUUACCAGGAUAUCCGGGUGAGCCGGGAACCAAAGGAGACAGAGGCGGUGUUUGCAACGAUUGUAGACCAGGAACGCCCGGGCAGAAAGGUGACCGAGGUUUCGACGGCACGCCCGGGACGCUCGGAGAGCGCGGCCCGCAGGGUCCCCCUGGCGUGCCCGGUCAACGCGGGCCCGACGGCCUUCAUGGAUUACCGGGAACUCCAGGAGAACCGGGUAGACAAGGUGACGAUGGUCCAAUGGGACCUCCUGGAAGCCCAGGUCUGCCCGCGAUGAUACCGUCAAAUCUAGUUAAGGGACCUCCUGGAGAAAAGGGUGAACGAGGUCUCCCGGGUCUCAGAGGGCCAAAAGGAGACAAAGGACUUGCUGGUCCCCCCGGCAGUAAGGGCACAAUAGGCAUGCCCGGGUACAAGGGUGAUCAAGGUCUGCCCGGCGCCCCCGGAAUCGAUGGAACCCCGGGAAGACACGGUCAACCAGGCAAACCUGGUGUAAAGGGUAUUUCGAUCAAGGGCGAGAAAGGUACUCCUGGAGAUGCUGGAUUGCCAGGAGACAAGGGAUACCCGGGAAGAAUGGGUUUGAAGGGCGAGCCUGGUCAAUGCCCUGCGAAUUUAGCGGAACUCACAAAGGGUGACCGAGGAGCACCUGGAUCACAGGGACCGCAGGGACCCGCUGGCAUACCUGGGGAAAAGGGAGACCAAGGCUACACCGGUCUAAAGGGAGAUAAGGGUGAAUUGGGUGCUCAAGGAAAAGAGGGACCAGUUGGGCCACGUGGUCUUCCAGGCGCUCGAGGCGAGAAGGGAGGCAUGGGUAUUAUGGGCUCCCCAGGGUCGCCCGGUGAAAAGGGCUUGAGAGGUAUCCCGGGGCUUCCAGGCUCGAGAGGCAUUAAAGGAGACACCGGUAUAUCUAUGCCUGGCCCGCCUGGACCUCCGGGUAACGACGGGUUAAAAGGUGACAAAGGCUUGAGAGGUGAAGCAGGAAAGAAUGGAAAUGAUGGACCACCCGGAUGGAAUGGGCUUCCUGGCGAAAAAGGAGACACUGGGCGACCAGGAAUUUCAGGGCCACCUGGCCCACAAGGUCUUAAGGGAGAACCUGGACCUGCCGGUCCCCCUGGUAUGAGUGGUAUACCGGGAACACCGGGACCUAUUGGCGAGAAAGGACAAGCUGGAUACCCUGGAAUGCCCGGUCAACCCGGUGUUAUUGGUCUUCCUGGAAAGACAGGUGAACCCGGCAUGCAGGGGCCUACCGGGCCUCGAGGUUUCCCUGGAAGACAAGGACCGGCAGGACUACCCGGUAUCCCCGGCCAAGACGGUGAGCCAGGACAGAAGGGAGAUAGGGGACCUCUUGGUUUCUCAGGUGAACCAGGCCAGCCUGGCAUGGACGGUAUUCCUGGUCUAGUGGGUGCUCCCGGCGAAAAAGGCGAUCAAGGCUUUGAAGGGCCUCCGGGACUGACGGGACCAAUGGGACCAAAAGGUGACAAAGGAGAUAGAGGUUUCACGGGAGCCGCCGGCCCUAGAGGAGAGCCCGCUUUACCUUCAGAAAAAGGACAGAAGGGAGAGGCAGGUUUAACUGGACUACGUGGUUUCACUGGAUCACCGGGCAGAAAUGGAACAAAGGGAGACAAGGGUAAUGCAGGGUUCCCCGGAUUUGGCAGACCUGGACCGGCUGGAGAAAAAGGUGAUGCAGGCACACCGGGUCCACAAGGAUUUACUGGAGAACAAGGGCUACAGGGAGAACGUGGUUUUUCUGGUGCCAGAGGCGAGAAGGGUGAUAUAGGCUUACCUGGUAACGAUGGGUGGCCAGGCUUGGACGGAAAGGAUGGAUUACCGGGUAAACCUGGCGACAGAGGUCUAACAGGCGCACCUGGUGCACCGGGAGAGAGAGGAGACACUGGAGAACCUGGAAUGGACGGUAUUAAUGGAAUAAAUGGAAAAGAUGGCCCGAUAGGCCCGCCUGGAGUCCCAGGACCCGUAGGGUAUCCUGGUCUUAAAGGAGAAAGAGGUUUGCCCGGGGUGGCGAUAGAUGUGAAGGGAGAAAAAGGAAACCAGGGUCUGCCAGGCGCCCCAGGCUACCCCGGUCAAAAGGGCGACAGAGGUUUCACCGGUGAAGCUGGUAUUGCAGGCGAAAAGGGAGAAAUUGGGUACCAAGGAGAAAAGGGUUCAACUGGACAGUACGGCUUCCCAGGAGAUAAGGGUGACACUGGACCCUCUGGACCCGCUGGCCUGCCUGGAUUGACAAUCAAAGGAGAAAAGGGUCUUCACGGUAUUCCUGGCAAACACGGGCGUCCUGGGCCACAGGGUGCCCCCGGAGAGAAGGGCGACCGAGGCUUAACAGGUCUGCCGGGACCUUCAGGCUUCUCCGGAACUCCGGGCAGACCAGGAGAUCGUGGCGAGAAGGGAGACAAGGGUUUGGAAGGCGUCGCCGGCCCGCCCGGCUUCGACGGACCGCCAGGUCAACCUGGUCCUCGCGGUUUUACUGGCAUUAAAGGUGAAAGGGGUGAAAAGGGCGAGACCGUAAUGGGAUACCCGGGCGAAAAGGGAGACCAAGGACCCCCGGGAGCGCCAGGAAUGCCAGGACUGUCCGGGGAGAAGGGUGAUAGUGGAUUCGACGGGCGUGACGGACCGCCAGGAGAACCAGGUGUACCAGGAGAAAAGGGCGAUCGAGGAUUCAAUGGUUUCCCCGGACAGCCUGGUAUGCAGGGCAUUAAGGGUGACAAAGGAGAGUCAGGACAGGUCGUUAUUGGGCCUAAAGGCGAUCGCGGACCGCCCGGUUUCCCUGGAAUAAAUGGACAACCUGGUGAAAAGGGUAUGACCGGCCCGCCCGGCAUGGACGGUAUAAACGGAGAAAAGGGAGACAGAGGCAUGACGGGACCGCAGGGCCCGUCCGGCCCACCCGGCGAAACCGGAGCUCAGGGAUACCAAGGCGAACGAGGAGAAAUCGGUUUAGAGGGACAAUCUGGCCCACCUGGCCUUCCUGGCCAAUCGUGUACUAGCACAGAUUUUAUGACCGGAAUACUUCUGGUCAAGCACAGUCAAAGUGAUAUUAUCCCUCAAUGUGAACCUGGCCACAUCAAACUAUGGGAAGGUUAUUCACUCUUAUACAUAGAUGGUAAUGAAAAGUCACAUAAUCAAGAUUUAGGUUACGCCGGAUCUUGCGUAAGAAAAUUCAGCACGAUGCCAUUCAUGUUCUGUGACGUGACCGGAACGUGUAACUACGCCAGUAGGAACGACCGCAGCUACUGGCUCGCGACCGGAAGGCCGACGUUGAUGAUGCCAGUGGAAGGGCAAGCCAUUCAGGAGUACAUUUCAAGAUGCGUCGUUUGCGAAGCACCGACAAAUGUAAUUGCUGUACACAGCCAAACCGACAUCGAACCUCCCUGUCCAGGAGGCUGGAGCUUGCUAUGGACUGGAUACAGCUUUGUUAUGCACACCGGCGCGGGCGCGCAGGGCGGCGGGCAGGCGCUGGCCAGCGCGGGCUCGUGCCUGCAGGACUUCCGCGCCACGCCGCUCAUCGAGUGCAACGGCGAGGCGGGCACGUGCCACCACUUCGCCAACCUGCUCAGCUUCUGGCUCACCGUCAUCGACGAGAGCGCCACCUUCGGCGCGCCGCCGCGCCGCGCCACGCACAAGGGAGACUUCAACUCGCGCUCGCAAGUGUCUCGGUGCGCGGUGUGCAUCAAGAACUCAUAAUCUUACACGUACGUUUUCACUCGUGGACAGUAUACUUAAGGCGACCCUAUGUGUAUGCGACUUCAAAAUACAAUACCAAAAACGGCACGGGAGGCAAACUACUUUAGUCUGACUCCUUUUCAGUAUGACAACAUCCCGCGGGUAAUCUUGGGGAGAGGACACUUUCAAUAUACAUACAAUUAUAAAAUAUUUGAAUCAAAUGUACCUAUUUAUUUUGAUCAAUCGAUGUUUAGUUUCAGGAAUUGCUCUCAUCUCUUUAAAAAUAAUAUAGUUUCUUAAGCUUUUUAGUUUUCUCUUUUAUAAAGAUGAUUCCUCUGGCUUAAUGGGCCCUUGUAACGAAGCUUUAAAUAUACCUAUCGUUGCAGGAAAUUGAUUAGCAAAACAGCCAGCUCUAUCUCAAGCCUAUUUAAGUAGAAUUCUUAGCACCUGUUUACACACAACAACAGUGUUUUGCAACUCAAGUGUUUUAAUUUCAUCACGAAACAAAGACUAGCCUGCAAAAUACAGAUUAGUGUAAUUAUUUGAUUAAUACAAAUCGGUUUGUACGUCUAUGAUAGUUGCAUUUUAAAUCUUAUGUCAGACAUGCCUACUGAGGCAUAUCAAACACCUUGAACGCCGAAAUAUUACAUUUGAAAUAAAUGUUUAUAAUACCCAUUUCGUUUUUCCGAAAGCCUCAAUUGAGAUCUCAAUUGUGAGAUGUUAUGUUAUAAGUUAAUAGUGUUCCUGUUUUGAAUAGGGUAAAUAAAGCCAAAAACACCAAAGUUUGUUUAAUAGUUAGGAUGAAUGAUAUCGUAAGUAGAGUUAAUGUAAAUGUCUUUAUAGAUUAUUUUUUAUUUAUAUGGAGAUAAUUCAACUUGACACUGUCUUUUGGGUUUUUCAGUGUUUCGUUUUUCGAGUGGGUCGGUCAAAAGUUAAAGUGCAUAGUAACAAUUACUAAACCGCUUAACCCAGUUUGAACGAGUCAGGUCAAGUUGUACGGAAAUAUCUAUAAGAAGGUAGUUGUAACCACAUUACUUAUGAUAAAUAAUACGCUUGUGAUAAUUUAAAUGUGCCUUAUUCUGUAUAUAAUACACAACCGAUACCAAUUCACUUUCAAUUUCACUGUUAUGCAAUGUUAAACUACGUGAACACACUGUAUAGGAGUACUCUUAUAUCUUGUAUCUAAUAUAAUGAUAAUUAGGUAUUUCAUAUUCUUGAAAAAUAUGUAUAGCGAAGAUAAAUGUUGAUACAAGCACUGCCAUUGUAGAUAAUGUUUUAUUUUUAUAAUUUAUACGUGCUUAAGCCUAAAUACAUAAUAAAUAACAAAAA
Messenger RNA from Leguminivora glycinivorella, 6920 nucleotides. It is a transcript of the gene Col4a1, whose product is annotated as collagen alpha-1(IV) chain. Gene Ontology annotation, cellular component: collagen trimer. NCBI's taxonomy places the organism in Eukaryota, Metazoa, Arthropoda, Insecta, Lepidoptera, Tortricidae. The record is from RefSeq and is a predicted model, not a curated record. Gene Ontology annotation, molecular function: extracellular matrix structural constituent.